CUAAAUGCCCCACCCCAGUAAGGACCAGUCUGUGCCCAUAUUCACCAGCUCCUCAGCUGCUCUGUAUACCUGUCCCCUCAUUCCUCUGCCCACAGGGCCUGAAGGCCAGGGUGGAUUUGGUAGGUGGGGAGCCUCGUGUUUUCACCCAGGCUUAUUGGACUCCAGAGGAUAAAAGUGAACAAGGGGAGCAAAAGCCAAGUCUUCUAUCUGUUCCUCCCUUAACCACCAUCCCCUGGAGACCAGGAGCUGAGACCCCCUGAGGGAGAUACUCAGACCGUUUGGAAAAAUUAGGAAACUUUGGGGAUUCUAGUUCCAGCCAGGACUGGGGAAGAGCCCCUGGGACAAAAAGAUGCUCUUACUCCUCUUCUCUUCCUCCUCGUCUUGUCUCAUGCUAUGAAACUUUUUACCCUUGCAAUUCUAGCUAACUCAGGAAGGGAGGGGAAGAAGCCUUUGCCAACGUGGGGCUCUUCUCUGUUCUUUCUCAUUCUCGUCCCCAGUGUCCCCUGGUCAGAAAGCAUCUUUGGGAGUGCUGCUAAACUUGAGAUAGGCCGUUUCAUGAGGCAGCAAAGUUUCAUGGUGCUUUAAGCCCUGUCUAUUGACACUGACUUUGAUCUCCUAUGCUAAAAUCAUGUCUGAUUUUGCUUCUCUGUGUUUGAAAAAUAAGUCCACUAACUGUGAGUAAAAAGAAUAUAUGUAGGCAUUAACAGCACAUUUUAAUGGGUAUAUUUUCCUAGCUGCCUCCCUUCUCAGCCCAUUGGGUUAAACACCAAAGACUAGUGUGUUCUGAAUAGGAAAGAGAAGUUUUAUUUGGAUACCUCUGAGAAGUAACCAACCAGGACCAAAGAGCCUUAAAGGACACACAGCAAAGUGCAGCCAUUUGCCCGUCCCAUCUUGGCUGCUGUAGGUGACUUUUCAGGCUCGGGGUGGGGUGGGGGUGGAAGGAGACCAUUGUGGCUUACGAGGGAUCAAUGUCUGUCUGAGUUUCAUCUGGUAGAAUUUCCUGACUGUUCAAAGGAUAUCACUGUGAAUCAAAUAAAUUUCUUGAAAGAGUGUAAUGAACUGUAUGCAGACUGAAUUAGUAAAGCCUGGAUGGAAAGCAGGAUCUGGUCUCACUUUGACCUUGGCAUGCAAGAGGUUAUCACAACUAUAAGGGAACCUGUCUGAUGCCUGGAGGUGAUUGUUUAUUUCCCUUAUUACAGAGGAAAAAUAUGCUGGACGCUGCAGAAUGGGAGCUUUGUUGUUCUAGAGCAGCAAACCGUGGCUCAAGGGCCUAAAUCCACCUGCUACUUGUUUUUGUGUGCCUGGGAAUUAUAUUUUAAAAGGCAAAAAAAGAAAAAGCCAAGAAUAUAUGACAGAGAUCCCCAUGUAUGUGGCAUGCAAAGCAUAAAAUAUUUGCUCUCUGGCCCUGUACACAAAAUGUUUCCCCUACUCUGGAGCAAUGGUUCUUAAUAUAUUUCAGAGUCACCUGGAUGGGUUGUUAAAAUAGAAAGUGUGGGUCCAGAUAUAUCUCUUGAGGCAAGGAAAACAAAAGCAAAAAUAAACUAUUGUUACUACAUCAAAAUAAAAAGCUACACAGCCGAAGAAACAGUCAACAAAACUAAAAGACAAGCUACUGAAUGGGAGAAGAUAUUUGCAAAUGACAUAGCUGAUACAGGGUUCUUAUCCAAAAUACAUAAAGAACUUAUACAACUCAACACACACAAAAACAAAUAAUCCAGUAAAAAAAAAAAAAAAAAAUGGGCAGGAAAAGGCACCUGGCUGGCUCAGCUGGAAAAGCAUGGACUCUUGAUCUUGGGAUUGUGGGUUCAAACCCCACGUUGGGUAGAGAGUAUUUAAAUAAAAUUAGUUUUGUAAAAAAAAAUAGGCAGAAGACAUGAACAGACAUUUCUCUGAAGAAGACAUACAGGGGUGUGUGGGUGGCUCUGUCGUUUAAAGUGUCCUGACUCUUGAUUUCGUCUCAGGUCAUGAUCUCAUGGUUCUUGGGUUUGAGCCCUGUGUUGGGCUCUGUGUUGGCAAUGUGGAGCCUGCUUGGGAUUCUCUCUGUUUAUCCCCUGUGGCUCUCUCUCUCUCUCAAAAUAAGUAAACAUUAAAAAAAUUUUAGGGGUGCCUGGGUGGCUCAGUCGCUUAAGCAUCUGACUUGUUUUCAGCUUAGGUCAUGAGUUCCCGGUUUUGUGGGUUCAAGCCCUAUGUUGGGAGCCUGCUUGGGAUUGAUUGUCUUCUCUUUCUGCCCCUCCCCUGCUCACACUCUCUGUCUCUCUCAAAAUAAGUAAAAUUAAAACAAAACAGAACUCAUAAAUUCAUCCUUUUAAAGUGUACAAUUCUAUGGGUUUUAGUACAUCCAGAGUUGUAAUCAUUAUCACUAAUUUCAGAAUAUUUUUAUUACUCCCCAAAGAAACUCUGUACCAUUUGGCAGUCUCUGGAUUCCCUUCAUCCCGCACCCCCUUGAAACUCCUUAUCUACUUUCUGCCUUUAUGGAUUGGCCUAUUCUGGACUUCAUAUAAAGGAAAUCAUACAGUUCAUGGCUUUCUGUGUCUGACUUCUUUCAUUUAGCAUGAUAUUUUCAAAGUUCAUCGAUUCCAUAACAUUGCAAUUUGACUUUAGCUAAUUUCUGAGCAGAAAAGUCUGCGUCUCUGAGCCAGCUUCCUUAGGAUAGGAGAUCUGGCCUCCACUUUGCCCAUUUCCAAAGGCAAAUAGGAAAAACAUUACCAGAGCAAGCCAGAGCUUGGAAGCAGUCCUACACUGAUGUUCUUUCAAGAAUUGACAACCUUCUCCUUUCCUUCCCAGCUCUUUAAACUUCCUAGCAUUCCUCCUCCUUUUAUAGACAAUCUCUCUUUUGGAAAAGUCUGAAGUUUGUAGUGGCUACAGUUUAGAGGACUUUAGAGAGUGCUCCCUCAAACUGCACCUCAGCUCCAUUUUGCAAGACCUCUCUGCUUCUCUUUGAGUUGGCACCUGUGGGAUGUCAGAAGCGAGGUGAUUAGGGUGACUCAAACACCUUCGUGUGAGAAGUGUUAAUCCAGACAGGUAGGGUUUAGUGUUUGUCCCAUGCAGCGGCUCAAUUUGAGCUUUCAGGUAAAGAAAGGGAAGUUAGGACAAAAACCUCCUGUGUUUGCUAAAUUGAAAUUAGCAUCCUGAUGAUGAUACCUGGCUUUUACAUAGGAAGGCUUCUAAAACCUUGAAGCCAGGACUGAGACCCUGUGCUGUGAAAAUAAUUUGGCCUGUGCCUAGUACUGAAUCUUUAUUUCUCCCCUAGGGAGCUUGAUUGUAGUAUGGAUGAAUUUCUAAGACAUUUGAGAUUGGCAAAAACACUUGUUACCUUUUGUAACACUUGGGAAAGUAGGAUCAAGAUAGAGGCAGAACCAAUCUCUUCACUCUUAUCUGUUUCCCACUUUGCCACCAUUUAAGCCAAGAACAAACUCCCUGUGGGCUCAGCCAUGGGCUAGACUAGGCCAGGCUACAAAAUGCUUUGGCAGGAUUUUGAGAGGAAAUUGGCUGCUACAGGAAUCUGGCCUCUUUGGCAUGGUUCUUCACUUGUUCAUUUAUUUUACGAACAUUGUUGGACUCAUGGUUGGGCUUUGUACAAGAUGUUGCAGGGAUAUCUUAAAAAAAAAAAAAAAAAAGAAUAACACCCGGUGUGCCAUACAAAAAGCUGUGAAUUUAGUGGUAGGGGCCAGCCAGGCAGAUACUACAAUCAGAUACAGUGUGUUUUAGUGUUAUGGGAAUCCAGAAGAAGAAACAAGGGAGGGGGUGGGAACUAGAAGUUCCCCAGCACACUGGGGCAUCUCUUAAGAGUUUGGUGUAAGUGGAAUGUGUGGGGAAAUGUAGUGGCAGAUGAGAUAAAAAGGAGUAGGCAGGCAUCAGGAUACAAGAGAGAACCCUAUUGAGUAGUUUGGACUAUAUAUUCCGUAGGUAGUUGAAGUAUUUCAACAGGGAAAGCCGUAAGACAGUAUGUCAAGAGCGCACUUGCUGUGGCGUGCGGCAGGCAUUCGAGAGGGAAGAAUUGGCAACUAGGGCCAGCAGGGAGAGCGUUUGUGUUUAGCCGGAAGAUGAGAACACGGACGGAAACAAUGGGAGUGGAUUUCAGAGCGAUUUCUGAGGUAGAGUCAAUAGAAUGUUGUCCCUGGAACUUGGGGUGACACAGCACCGUGCCUCAGGUAAAGGUAUUAUUUCACAGAGAAUUCACACGGACCUAACCUACCACUGGGCGAUUUGAGCCAAGGUACCAGGGCUGUGCUUCAAAACAAAAGACGUCAAAAGAUUUUUAGGCUGCAAUUGUUUUCUUCGUUAGGAGUACCACAACUUAUUUUCCAAUACUCUUCAGAAUUACCAUACCCCUCUUCGCUGUCUUUGCAGAAGUGUAGAAAUCUAGUACUUCCGCCACGCUUAAGAUGGCUGCAUCCGAAUUAGACUUGCCGAUGUUCGUACCAGAGGGCCCCGCCCCCGGAUCGGAGCUCCUUCCGCCACUCUCUGUGGCGUGGGGCGCGUUUACACCGCCAUGCAGCACUCAAGAUGGCCCGGCUUCCUCCUACUUUUCAUUGGCUGGAUCUCUCAGGUCUUCCGUCUCCAUUGGGAGGGUGAAGGGGCGGAACUUCUACUUGAUCGACAGCUAUUUUGGUCAAUGGACGAAGGGCAAGAGCCCGUGAACCGCUGGAACUGGAGAGCCUGCCCAGUGUGUGGGAGGGUGUUUGGGCUGGGGCGGGGUGGAGCAGAGCCGGAAGCGGGAGGGGAGAGUGAAACAGGAAAAGAAGGGAAGAAGGAAGAAGAGGGAAGAGGAGGAGAGGGAGGAGGAGGAGGGAGGUGGCGGCGCCGUGGCGGAGGAGCAGGAGCAGGAGGGGGAUGGAGAGGAGAAGGCUCCUGGGUGGCAUGGCGCUCCUGCUCCUCCAGGCGCUGCCCAGCCCCCUGUCAGCCAGGGCUGAACCCCCGCAGGAUAAGGAAACCUGUGUGGGUACCAACAAUCAAAGCUACAUCUGUGACACAGGACACUGCUGUGGACAGUCUCAGUGCUGCAACUACUACUAUGAACUCUGGUGGUUCUGGCUGGUGUGGACCAUCAUCAUCAUCCUGAGCUGCUGCUGUGUGUGCCACCACCGCCGAGCCAAGCAUCGCCUUCAGGCCCAGCAGCGGCAGCAUGAAAUCAACCUGAUUGCCUACCGAGAGGCCCACAAUUACUCAGCGCUGCCAUUUUAUUUCAGGUUUUUGCCAAACUAUUUACUACCUCCUUAUGAGGAAGUGGUGAACCGACCUCCGACUCCUCCCCCACCGUACAGUGCCUUCCAGCUACAGCAGCAGCAGCAGCUGCCUGCGCAGUGUGGCCCCACAGGCGGCAGCCCCCCGGGCGCCGAUCCCACCAGGGGCCCCCAGGGGGCGCAGAGCAGCCCCUUGUCGGGGCCCAGCAGAAGCAGCACGAGACCCCCGAGCAUUGCUGACCCUGAGCCCUCCGACGUGCCAGCCAGCACAGCAGCCACCAAAGCCCCUGGGAUGGAGCCCAGUGGCUCUGUGGCCGGCCUGGGAGAGCUGGACCCUGGGGCCUUCCUGGACAAAGAUUCCGACUGUAAGGAGGAGCUGCUGAGAGAUCACAGCUCCGAGCAAGGCAACGCCCUCCCCGAUAGCAAAGACAAGACUCCUGGCCGACAUCGCCGCUUCACGGGUGACUCGGGCAUCGAGGUGUGUGUGUGCAACCGGGGCCACCAUGACGACGACCUCAAAGAGUUCAACACGCUCAUUGAUGACGCUCUGGAUGGGCCCCUGGACUUCUGUGACAGCUGCCACGUGCGGCCCCCCGGCGACGAGGAGGAAGGGCUCUGCCAGCCCUCCGAGGAGCAGGCCCGAGAGCCCGGGCACCCGCACCUGCCACGGCCGCCCGCGUGCCUGCUGCUGAACACCAUCAAUGAGCAGGACUCCCCAAACUCGCAGAGCAGCAGCUCCCCCAGCUAGAGUAGGCCCUGUCUGUGGCCUGAGAACUUGGCACAGCAACCAGGGUAGGGGGGAGCACCAUGACAGAAGCAUUAAGUGACUUUCAGAAAAAGUGGUACAGCCACUUCCGUUCUUUGCCCCCCGCCCCUUGCUCCUGCAUUUUCCUACGUCUCCAGCUACAGCUGGGGGUGUGGAUGCCUCUCUGCCCACAGGAGCACAGCGUUGUGGAGGGCUGAGAGGUUGGUUCGUUCUGUGACUCAUUCCUCAUAUCCCACCCUGUCCCCCCUUUUCUCUUUUCAAGUCAUAUCUCAGUACCUGCUUGGGUCAGAGAGAUGUGUGUUUCAGAAGCCCCAAGGAGGGGGCUGAGACUGUGCCCUGAGGUGACUUUGGUGGUGGAGUGGAUUUAUGCUCUGGUGUUCAUUUAAGAGAACUUUGCUGUGUCUCAGCCUGGGAGAGGUGGCAGGUCUCAGUCCUGGGUGAAUAAGGAAGGCCGCAGAGGCCCAGGGAUUGUCACCCCUUGCUGCCAAUGUCUGCAGAGCCAGAACUGGGCUCGUCCUGGGGGAAGAGGAGAGCUGAUAGGCAGUUGUGUGGUAGGUUGGUGGGGGGCUUGCUGCUCUCAGAUUCCAGGUGAUCAGGUCAAUGUACCACUGGGCAUCCUUGAGGGGCCCUUCCCAGCAGGUUUUGGCUGGCCACAGGACUGGUUCAGUGUGGAACAUCACAUCACCUUCUUUUUGGUUUCUCUUUAAACAACAACAGAGCUGAAAACAAGAACUUUAUCAGUGGGGGCAGGCCAGAAAAGGGAAGUCUGUGGCUCUAUCCCAAGUUGACCUUUCAAGAGCCUGGCUGCCUUUGAGCCAGGAGGAGAUGCUUCCUGGGCAGGCUUGGGGCUAUCUUGAACUUCUGUGGAACCGUAGGAGGCCCUAAGCCGUGGCAGUGGAUCUGGGUGCAACUCUCCACAUCUCUGUCCUUUGCUCUGUGCCUACGGGUGACCAGGGUCCUCCCCCACCCAAACACAUAGUCUGCAGGCCUUCAUGUCUCGCUGUUCUCUAUGAACAAAUGAGGAGGCUGUGGGUCCUCAGAAAGAGUGGUCCCAUAGCCUGGCUUUUACACAGUAUUUUCUCUUGAUUCUGAGUACGUUCUUCUGGGGGUUUUUUUGUUUUUAUUUUUUUUAAACUGACCACUUGGAAAAAAAAAAUGCCUUGGUUAUCUGUGGUUUUCAUGCCCUUUCCCAGUCCUUCCCCAGCCCCCUUUUUGAGUGGGGUAACUAUUUUUGUAGCCUAUGUAAAGAGCCUAAGUGGCCCCGGUAGGAGGGUGAAGGCAGUGGUCCAGAAGGCCUGCAGGAUCCUUAUUACUGUAGUUGAGCUUUGAUAGGAAUAACCUGAAUGGAGAAAGCAAACAGCUAAAACUAACAUUCCCUGUCCAGUGCUGUUCAUAUGAAGAGUUUGGUUCUUUCCCCCUCUCUUGAACGAUGAUAUUCACAUUAGGCAUUGACGUUGCAGUAAGAAAGGAAAUAUAUAUAUAUAUAUAUAUAUAUAUAUAUAUAUUUGUACAAAAAUAGACAAAUCCAAGGCUGUGAGGUGAACGAGUGUCUGCAUUUGGAGUCCACAAAACCAAAAUCCAUGUUGAACAAAGUGAAGUCUGUGUACAAUGACUUUUUGGAUAACCUUUGUGUGUCUGUCCAUUGUGUGUGAGCCCCCAGCCCUGUUUUCCUGUGAAUAUACUUUGAAUGGCAGCCAUUGUGCUCACGUUGACCACACGUUCGGAGCAGAAAUGGCGCUCUCAAGGUAAUUUAUUUUACACAUUUACUGUUUACUGAACAAACGUCUGACUGUGUACUCGGGUGUAUCCAGCAGCAUUGUCAAUGGCAGGCCUCCCCCCACCCCCCAGCCCCGCGUCUGCCAGAGACAACUGUGCUCGAAGUAGAGGCUUUCCUCUACCCAUCACUGCAAUUUGCACAUCGCUCCGUGGACACUCGGAGGCCUGUGUUCUGUUCCCUGUAAAUGGAAACGUGCUCUGAACCUGUCUGCCCCCCUUGGCGCCUCCUGGCCCUAGGUGUCAGCCCCCAGGGGGUGUUCAAAACCACUCGGCACAGAAGGCGAAGGCGGAACUUCAGACAGAAGCUUGAUUGGAUCUUCAGUGACAAGCUUGGACUAGCUGUGGCCCAGACGUCAGCCCUGUGCCCGGAAUUGCCAGGAGAGUUUGGGAGACACCGCAGAGCCAAAGGGCUUACCUCUCUCUGCCGAGGUCCAGUGUCGUGCAAGCAAGCCCGUGUGUGGCAGGAGUGGGUGGGAGUGUGUCAGCAGCCCUCAGAUGCCUUUCCUUCCACCGUUGUUGUUGUUGUUGUUGUUUUUUAAAUAAAAUCCCAAACAACUCACUGAAGGAUUCACCAGAAUGAAUCCUUCUUCAGUUAACUGAUCAAAUGGAUGAAGCCUGGCCCUCUCAAGUUUCCUUCCCCAGUUGGGAGUGGGGAACUGGCCUGCAUGUUAACUGUUGGGGUCACUGCAGCGUCCUGCCCUAAAGGCAUGAGAAGAAGAAAAUGGAGCUGCCGGAGCCAGCCGGGCUUGAUUCCAGGGGUCACAGUCCGGCCCCUGCCAAGGGGGGGGCUCCCCUGCCAGGAGAGAGGUGGAAAUAGGGAGCUGAAGGACUAGUCAGGGGGCCAGGGAGAUUUGACUGAAUCUGGUUUUCCAGGUGAACAAGAAGGAAGGGGUUGGUCUGGUCGAGGGUUUGGUGCUACAGUCAGAAGAUUUGCAAAUGCUAACACAUUCCUGUGUGAGGCACAUCACCAUUUGUCAGUUCUUGUGAAUAUGUGUAUUUUAAGCAAUAAGAUUCAGCUGGUCAGACUUUUCUGGGCAGUCUCGGUGACGCAUUUCCUGUGCUGUGAUUGUUCUGAAGACAGAGUGGCUCUAACCACUGUGAGAAGCCCAAAUAAAAUCGAUCCCAAAAACG
Panthera uncia (snow leopard) is the source of this 8856-nucleotide messenger RNA. It is a transcript of the gene WBP1L, whose product is annotated as WW domain binding protein 1 like. Gene Ontology annotation, cellular component: mitochondrial inner membrane. Gene Ontology annotation, biological process: monoatomic ion transport; serine import into mitochondrion. Gene Ontology annotation, molecular function: monoatomic ion transmembrane transporter activity. Bases 4834 to 5931 code for a protein of 365 amino acids. The transcript has 4 exons. NCBI's taxonomy places the organism in Eukaryota, Metazoa, Chordata, Mammalia, Carnivora, Felidae. The record is from RefSeq and is a predicted model, not a curated record.